Cynara cardunculus var. scolymus (artichoke) is the source of this 1243-nucleotide messenger RNA. Its product is annotated as dehydrogenase/reductase SDR family member FEY-like. Bases 107 to 1243 code for a protein of 378 amino acids. The transcript is spliced from 2 exons. Lineage: Eukaryota; Viridiplantae; Streptophyta; Magnoliopsida; Asterales; Asteraceae. The record is from RefSeq and is a predicted model, not a curated record.
GAGUUCGUUUCUCUAUCCUCUGUAAUCACAAUGGCUCCAUAGAUCUUCUUCAUACAACUCGCAAUCCGUGUGAAACGUUUGAUUUCGACGUUCUCUUUGUGAAACGAUGGAUUCAGACUCAGUGCCUUCAUUUUCACCAACUAAGCAAGAUAAGAUGGGUUUGGGUUGGAUUGAAUGGCUCAAAGGGUGGUACCAUUUGGUUCUGGAGACAUUCUUAGAGAAAUACUGGUCAAGACAUUUGGCAAACCCAUUGCCUCUGCCUCCCCUCUAUGGUAUCACCAGCAUUGUCACUGGUUCGACUAGUGGAAUUGGACUUGAAAUAGCCCGGCAACUUGCAGAGGCAGGAGCACACGUUGUUAUGGCAGUAAGAAACACUGAUUUAGCUCAUCAUUUGCUCCAGAGCUGGCAACAAGAAUUGCAAAAGAGAUCCCCUAAGAAAGUUCUUGAUGUUGAUGUGAUGGAACUCAACCUUAGUUCAUUAGAAUCGGUAGCCAGAUUUGCAAAAGCAUGGAAUUCAAAAAACAAACCACUGAAUAUUCUUAUCAACAAUGCGGGUAUCUUCUCAAUGGGAAAGCCUCAGAUGUUUUCACCUGAUGGUUACGAAAUACACAUGCAAGUUAACUUCUUGGCUCCAUCAUUGCUUUCGCUCUUACUUUUGCCAUCUCUAAACGCCGGUGCUCCUAGCCGAAUUGUGAAUGUGAAUUCCCUUAUGCACGCCAUUGGUUAUGUUGACUUGAGGGAUAUGAACUUUGAUAAGGAUAUAACAAAGUUUACUAGCUUAAGAGGGUACUCAAGGAGUAAACUGGCACAAAUCAUGUUUAACAAUAUCCUUCAUAAAAGCAUUCCGAAGAGUGCCCGAAUCUAUGUGGUAUGUGUGGAUCCGGGCAGCGUUCGUACAAAUGUGGUACGAGAUCUUCCUAGAAUAAUUCAAAAUGCAUUUCAAUUAUUAGCCACAUUCCUGUAUACAGCUCAAGAAGGAUCCAGGAGUGUGUUGUAUGCAGCUGUUUAUCAUGAGAUUUGGGAGUAUUGUGAGAAGUUGAAAGCAGAAGAAUGGCCAGUUUGUGCUUACGUGGCGUGCAACUGUAAGACCAUGAUUCCCAGCAAAGAAGCACAGAAUAUGCAGAUUUCGAAUAUGGUGUGGAAGAUGACACUUGAUAUGAUUGGUGUCCCUAAAGAUGCAGUGGAUCUUCUUUUGGAUGGCAAAGAGAUUCAUUGCCGAUAUUCAAAUCUAGUUACCAAUUAA